Molecule: messenger RNA, 3416 nt
Organism: Oncorhynchus mykiss (rainbow trout)
Lineage: Eukaryota; Metazoa; Chordata; Actinopteri; Salmoniformes; Salmonidae
Source: RefSeq, a predicted model, not a curated record
GCACACGCAUCAGCAACUCUCUGGGGCGAUAGAAACUGGCCGGGGGAGUGUCACUGGCUAGAAGCACUUUCUUCCUGUUUCACUCCAACUAGCUAACUUCGAUUUAUUCCUUGUCAUUUUGUGAGUGUCGGAGAACAUUAGCUCCACAAAAGCCAUCCUUAGCUCGCGAGCUACUUGCCAGCUGCUGCUAGCACGCGUUUCACGACCCCGGGCUUCGUGUCGAGUUCCUUUACAGUACACGAGUCAUUGGACGAGUGCGUCUUAAGUACAUGGAGUUUCGUUAAGAGCUCCGACGCUCGGGCUGAACAUUAACACGCAUCGCUUGCGGAACGGUUUUGGAAGCAUAAGGACUUCUUUCAUAUCAGCGAGAAACAUUUUUUUUUUUAAGUUAAGUUGAUACACGCCUUUUUAUAUUGUUAUUGUUCCCACACGGCCAUCUAUCCAUGUUAUACAUCGUGUGUUUACGGAAGACUGUGUUAAUUAUUAGAAUGCCAGAAACUGUACUUUAGUCACCGAAAAAUAUUUUCUGUUUUAACUGCCAGUUAAAACAGUGUACAACAGUGGAGGCUGCUGAGGGGAGGACGGCUCAUAAUAAUGUCUGGAAUUGAAUGGCAUCAAACACAUGGAAACCAUGUUUGACGUAUUUGAUACCAUUCCCCUAUUUCUGCUCCAGCCAUUACAACGAGCCCGUUCUCCCCAGUUAAGGUGCCACCAACCUCCUGUGGUGUACAGUGUCUAUUUUGCAUUUGUGAAAUUAUUUUGUGAUGUGAAAGUAAAGGGCUUUAUGUUAAUAGAACCGUAUCGCAAUUGAUAAUCGAGUCACGUUUAGAUGGAGUACUUGGCUGUUUUGGCUGCCAGAGCAAGUCAUGCUCUUAAGGAGCUGUUAUUUUCAGAGGUAAUCUUGGGCUACCCUGACCUACGCCACUAAAGCCAGUCUACAGCCACUAAAGCCAGUCGGCAUCAAAUGGGUGUGAAGUGUCUCUUUUUUCUUCUUUUUUCAUCCAACUUAACAUUGAUAGGGUAAGAUAGCCUAUAUCAGGGCAGAAUGUGCCUACUAGCCUGUAGGCUACUACUUUAGAAUAAGGAGGGGGGACAGCUGUCUUUCACUUUGUAUUAUUAUCAAUCAGAAAAUGUAACAUUACAUGGACAUGGUCAGACUAAUGUUAGUUUUACAAGUGAUUCCUUCAUUGUACAACUAGGCUUCCUUAACUCUGCACUGCAUUCAGGCGUGAAACCUUUGCAGUUGGCCCCUGGAUGCCUGAGGCACCAAGUCACUUUUCCCUCAGCUGUUCUCCACUUGAUGCAGCCUGGUGGCAGGCAUUUCCUUAGCAGCAGCUGUUGUGGAUCUGCCUUGCUGUUUGGUGUGGAGCAUGUGGACGUCCUGCUGUAACUGGUUCUGUCUGGACACUGCCACGGUGGAGGAGAGCAACAGCAGCAUGCGUCACCAGGCCUAUACUAACUCAGGUUACAGCAGCUACCCAUCGCCCCCACUCCCGGAACACACAUGCAAAGCCUGCGGAAGCCACUUCGUCACCCUUGCCAGAAAGCAUGUCUGCGUGGACUGCAAGAAGAACUACUGCGGCAGUUGUUCGGCCCAGCUUGAGCCCCGGCAACGCCUUUGCCACACUUGCCAGCGGUUUCACGGCACGCUUUUCGAGCGCACCGAGCUGAUGAAGCUCAAGGUGAAGGACCUGCGCGACUACCUCCACCUGCACGAGGUCUCAACACAGAUGUGCCGUGAGAAAGAGGAACUGGUGGAGCUGGUCCUGGGACAGCAGACACCAUCAUCCUCUGGCCCAAUCAUAAACCCUCUGACCCAAACACAGACCCCCACCGUGACCCAGCAUGAGACAACUCCUCUUCCAGCCCCCACUACUACCACCACCACCACACCUUCCACAAACCCCGACCCCACCUCCACAGACAAUGUCCCUUCACAGCCGCCACCCACUCAGGAGGGCAGUCAGACACCGUCUGUGUUGUUGCCCUUGGGUCCUGAGGAGCCACUGGACACUGAGGGAGAUACAGAGCUGCAGGGAGAGCAGGAGCUGCAGGUACUACAGCAUGACCCUGCUAUAGUAGUACUGAUGGAAAAGUCCUCAGACACAGAUGAGGUGCUGGCACCAGGCCGCAGGGCGUCGCUGUCAGACCUGGCCACUGCAGACGACAUCGAGGCCCUCAGCGUCCGGCAGCUCAAGGAGAUCCUAGCCCGUAACUUUGUCAACUACAAGGGCUGCUGCGAGAAGUGGGAGCUAAUGGAGAGGGUCACCCGCCUCUACCAUGACCAGAAGGACCUCCAGAAUCUGGUUUCAAGUACAAAUGACGGCACAGGGUGUUUUUUCCCUUGUUUCUUUCUCCCAGACCCCAGUGGUACCCCUGGCCAGGAAGAGAACCUGUGUAAGAUCUGCAUGGACUCUCCUAUUGACUGUGUCCUGCUGGAGUGCGGCCACAUGGUCACCUGCACCAAGUGUGGCAAGAGGAUGAACGAGUGCCCCAUCUGCAGGCAGUAUGUGGUGCGCGCCGUUCACAUCUUUAGAGCCUGAGACCUACUAAGCCUUGGGAAUCCCCCCCCCCCCCCCCCCCCCCUCUUCCCCCCCCGACUUGAUACAUGUGGCCUUACCACCCAUAGGGCGGCAGGGUAGCCUAGUGGUUAGAGCGUUGGACUAGUAACCGGAAGGUUGCAAACCCCUGAGCUGACAAGGUACAAAUCUGUCGUUCUGCCCCUGAACAGGCAGUUAACCCACUCAUUGAAAAUAAGAAUUUGUUCUUAACUGACUUGCCUAGUUAAAUUAAAAUAAAAAUUAUAUAAAAAAAAAUAGGCUAGACCAGGGGUAUUCAACUCUUACCAUAUGAGUUCCGGAGGCUGUUGGUUUUCUGUUCUACCUGAUACAUAUUUGCAUCUACCUGGUGUCCAAGGUGUAAAUCAGUCUGUGAUUAGAGGGGAACAAUGGAAUGAAAGCAUUGGAACUGGCUUUGAGGUCCAAAGUUGAGUUUGAGGGGACUAACCUCCUCUCCCUCCAGUUCUCCACUGAUGGUCCUAGAGACCCAGAGUACUGGUUCCCCCUGCUGGAGGGAUGACCAGGGGAGGUUAUACCUUCAAGAAACCACACAAACCCAAUGACUGGACAUGGGCACUUCCUCCUUUUAUUGACUGGACUCCUACAGCUCAUAUCUUAAAGCUGAUGAGGAUAUUAUGUCAUAUUAUUAGAAUAAGAGUGCCUAAUAACAUAUAUGUAUUUUUCCUUUGGAGACCUACUACUAGUAAAUACAGUAAGGGGUCAUAUAUGACCCCUUACUGUAUAUGUAUGUAUAUAUGUAUAUGUAUGUAUGUAAUGUAUGUAUGUAUGAAGGAAGUGUGUGUGUGUGUGUGUGUGUAUGUAUAUACAUACAUACACACACACACACACACACACACA